This is a messenger RNA of Thlaspi arvense, 729 nucleotides long. Lineage: Eukaryota; Viridiplantae; Streptophyta; Magnoliopsida; Brassicales; Brassicaceae. The record is from the annotation of a GenBank genome assembly.
AUGAUACUGAGAAGCGCGUCAUCUCUGGACCUUAAUCUACGCGCCGCUCAGAAAUCGUCGGCUCCACGAUGUUCGAACGGAGCUCGUGUUGUAACGACGGCUCGAUCCGUCUCUGCUUCUCCUCGGGGCUGUCAAUCGAUUCCCAGAGCUUCUUCAGACGGAAAUCUCUACGAGAUGCGAGCGAUUCAGGCGCCGGAGAGCAGAACCAAAACGUCAAGCGUCUACUACGACGAAACGGCGUCGUCUCGGGUCUUGGAGAGAUCCGGGCUACACCAGGGAGGUUCGAACGGUGGAUUUGGCGGUAAAGGCGGAGACGGUACCGGAGGUGGAGGUGGAGGUGGAGGAGGAAGCGUCGAUGGUUAUUACGAAGAGAUGAUCCAACGUUAUCCCGGAGACGCUCUUCUUCUCGCUAACUACGCUCGUUUCCUCAGAGAGGUGAAAGGUGAUGAGAGAAAAGCAGAGGAGUACUGUGAGAGAGCGAUGCUGACUGAAGAUGGGAGAGAUGGAGAGAUGUUGUCUAUGUAUGGAGAUUUGAUAUGGAAAAAUCAUGGAGACGGUGUUCGUGCUCAGUCUUACUUCGAUCAAGCUGUUGAAUCUUCUCCUCAUGACUGUCAUGUUCUUGCCUCAUAUGCUCGAUUUCUAUGGGAUACUGAAGAAGAAGAAGAGGAAGAAAUUAAAUAUGAGAAUGGUUUAUCUACCUAUAACCCAUCUGUAUCAGUUGUGUCUUGA